AUGAACGUUGCCGCGCCUCUCUCUCCGCCUAACACGCUUGAUGCCCGGAGCCAUGCGAGGUCCAUGUCGGAUGCCGGAAUUAACCCGGCUCCUUCGCAGUGCGGUGCCGGCGCAAGCCCGGUUCCCCUCACCGGCACUUCCCCCGCCGCGCCCAUAGACCGUCGGCCCAAAAAGUCGUCGUCUACCUGCGCGACGUGCCGUCAUCGCAAGGUCCGAUGCAACGGCGCCCGUCCCGUCUGCUCCAAUUGCCAGCGCCUUGGCUUCCCUUGCUCCUAUGACGAGGCCGACGCCGAUGCCUGGCAUGUCGCCCUCCCGCGUCGCCGCGUCAAGCAAGCUUGCCUUACCUGCCACAGCCGCAAGGCAAGGUGCUCCGGCCACCUACCCAGCUGCGAACGAUGUACUUCCAUGGGCCUGGAGUGCGUCUAUCGUCCCACUAAACGCACCAAGGCGCCGUCCCGUCCCCAGGGUAGCAUCACAAGCCCGGCCAGUCGCUCGAUAGACAGUGACAAUGAUGCCCGUGACGACAGCGACCGAGCCAUGAGCGACCCGGCCAGCACCCCCGCUUCAUAUGGCCAUGACGGAAGCAAAAGCCCUUCACCUGACGAGUCCUUUGACUCCUUAAUACGGCGCACUUUUGAAAAAUUCUUUCAUCAUAUUCAUCACAUACCUGUGUUCUCCUUCCUGCAUCGCGCGUCUCUUAUGGAGCAGUACUAUGCCGGAAAAGUAGACAAGGCUCUCCUUCUCGCCCUCGUCGGCAUUACUUCGUGUCUCACGAACAUGGGCCCUGGCAUACGUGAAUAUGGUGAUGGGUGCAUAGACGAGGCAGAGUCGCUCAUCUUUGCCGACUACACUAUCCCAUCCACCAUCAAAGUGCAAGCUUUAGUCCUCAUCAUUAAGCACCGUAUCCUCUGCAACAGGUUCCCCAGCGCCUUUAUGCUCUUCAGCAUCGCCUCCCGCUCCGCUGCCGCCCUCCGCCUCAACCACCAUAGCCCUAACCUCUGCUUCCUCGCCCAGGAGUCGCGCCGGCGCCUCAUGUGGUCCCUGUACUGCAUCGAUGCCGGAAUUUCUGGCGGCUUUGCGGAGUUUUCACUCUGGCGGGCAGACCGCAUAAAUGUUGGUCUGCCGUGCAAUGAGCGUAAUUUUGAGUUUGACCUCUCAAAGCCCACCGAGAAGCUGGUCCCCGGCCCCGACGACCCGGAUCAGCCCCGGUCAGAGGACAUUGGCAGCCUGGCCUUGAAUGUCCGCAUUUUGCACAUCAGACAGAAGAUCAUCGAGUUCACCAAGACUGCGCUCGUUGGCCGCAACAUCAAUGCUCUAGAGCUGCAGAACCGGGUCAUUGGCCUUCACCAAGAGCUGGAGGAUUUUGCUUCUCGCAUGCCCGCCUCGUUCCAGUUUUCGGAAAACUCGAUGCGACUGCGUGCUUAUUCUCCUCGAAUAUGUGCUUUUGUCAUGAUCCACAUCUACUGGCGCCAGUGUUACAGCGAUCUCUACCGUCUAGCCAUGACGGGAUUUCGCGACGCGCUGCCGCUGGAAACACUGGAGUCUCUGGAUCAGAGCUUCCUCGACCACUGCCAGCGCCAGUGUGUAGAGCACUCCAUCGCCAUGGCUGACAUCUUCAAGUGCAUGGACAAGCUGCACGCCCGACCCAUCGCCGAUCUGGAUCUGGCAAUCUGUGCUUUCCAGUGUGCCCGCACUUUGCACUACGCCUACCGCCUCGAUGCCCUUAAGUUUGGCCUCGUAACAGAGGGUGUGCUGGAGCAAUCCAAGUCGUGUCUCAAGGUGGUUCAGCAGUGCUGCCGAGGACCAGCCGCUGCCGGCGUGCAAGCCGACCUCGAACGCCUGAUCAACCGGGGACUCGGCGCCAUCGACACCUCGUCACCCGUCCUCGAGGCGCAGAACGGCACCCGCGGGCGUACUGCCUUCCCCCAACACCCGGUCCUUAAGAACAUACGGGUCGGCGAGGAACCGUCCGUCAUCCACACACCCGCGCGUCUGAGGACCGGCUCAGGAGUGCGACCCGAGGUUUACAGCCCUGGCAUGACCACACUGUCGCCGACAAUGCUGCCGGACGCUUGGAUGGCGCCCGCCCAAAAGGCAUUCGAGCCUAACAUGAACGCCAACGGAGAGGAAGACGCGGCAGGGCUCACGUCCACGGAGCUGAAUAACGCGUAUGAAGGUGCCCUGGAAGGUUUAGGCCUGGCCAACGGACUGGACCACGCCAUGGGCGUCAUGGACCUGAGCACGAUGUGGGCGCCGACCUCAGAAUGGAUGGCUCCAGAAUUUGGGAAUGGCGCCGGCGUUUAA
Messenger RNA from Cordyceps fumosorosea ARSEF 2679, 2304 nucleotides. RefSeq names its product Fungal transcriptional regulatory protein. Lineage: Eukaryota; Fungi; Ascomycota; Sordariomycetes; Hypocreales; Cordycipitaceae. The record is from RefSeq and is a predicted model, not a curated record. Gene Ontology annotation, biological process: regulation of DNA-templated transcription; DNA-templated transcription. Gene Ontology annotation, molecular function: zinc ion binding; DNA binding; DNA-binding transcription factor activity, RNA polymerase II-specific. Gene Ontology annotation, cellular component: nucleus. Bases 1 to 2304 code for a protein of 767 amino acids. The transcript has 2 exons.